This is a messenger RNA of Fusarium redolens, 2469 nucleotides long. RefSeq lists its product as uncharacterized. The record is from RefSeq and is a predicted model, not a curated record. The coding region runs from base 1 to 2469 and encodes 822 amino acids. Gene Ontology annotation, cellular component: mitochondrion. The transcript has 4 exons. Gene Ontology annotation, molecular function: sulfide:quinone oxidoreductase activity; FAD binding. Lineage: Eukaryota; Fungi; Ascomycota; Sordariomycetes; Hypocreales; Nectriaceae.
AUGCCUCAUGUGGUCAACCCAACAUGCAUCGAACCUCAUUUCCUUCGCAACGUUCUGGAUGUUCUGAUCAUUGGGACUGGGACAGCUGGUCUUUCUGCGGCCUUAGCUCUUGGCCGUGCGCGAAGAAGUGCCAUUGUUUUCGAUGAUGCUGAAUACAGAAGCAGUUCCUAUGGGACUGCACAGGGUGCUUCAAGGCAAAUGAUCUCAAAAUCGAUUCAGGAGGAGACGAUAGCCGAGAUCAAAGCCAAGUUCAAGACCGUCAUGUUUAGUCACGCAACUGCUGCAUCUAUUCGUGAGAACGGCAUGGUAUUUGAGGUGGAGGACGUUAGAGGUCGAUUCUGGAAGGGAAGGAAGGUGAUAUUGGCCACGAGUAGCCGUGAUGUUCUUCCAGAUAUCCCUGGAUACCAAGAAGCUUGGGGAAAGAAUAUUUUUGAUGUCUCACAGUCCCUUGAUAUGAGUAACAGAAUCGCUGCUUACGCUGCUGUGCUCAUCACAUCCGGCUCUACAAGCUCGAUCGACGCGGCGGUGUUGUCGGCUCAUCUCGCCUGCCAGUUCAGCCCCGACUUAACAUUCCUAGCAAAUGGCCUUUCACACAUCCAACAUCAUCCUCAAAUCAUAACCGCCAAGAGGCAUGGAUUCAAGAUAGACAACAGACCAAUCAAAUCGCUGAAGAGUCAGGAAACAUCAGUGGCUGUCCAGUUCGCCGAUGGGACGGAAUCUGUGUACGGCUUGAUAGCGCAUAAGCCAAAGACGAUUAUUGGCGGACCUUUUUCACAGCAAAUAGAUCUUGAGAUGACAUCGGAAGGAAGAAUUUUGGUUGAAAGUGAGUUUCAAGAGACAAGUGUGCGCGGUGUUUUCGCUGUUGGUGAAUGUGCCAGUUUUCUCAAAGAGGAGAGUACUGGAUGGCUUGGUGGGGUUGGUGCAAACUUGCAAAUUGCCGAGGAUGAUAUGAGCAUCUUAUUACCGGAAGUCGCCGUUCCAAGUCGUCGUGUUGGGCCAUCGGGCUCUAAUUUCGGACCAUCGGCGGCAAUCACUUUAUCCCUGAAUCACGCAAUUGAGACUUAUCCUCGGCUGGUUAGUUCCCGCCCCGGACAAACCAUAACCCGCCCAUUUCACGCCCCGAAACAGCAAAGCGUCACGCACUAUCGCGUGACACUGGCAGUUCGAUCUGCGGCCUUUAGCCAGACUCGGAGAGGUCUUGCUACCGCUGCGGCCGUCACAGCUGCUAGCCGAAGUCACAAGGUUGUCGUUAUUGGAGGAGGCUCUGCUGGUCUUGCAAUCAGCCAUCAACUUCUCCGAAGUGGCCGAUUCGCCAGUGAGGACAUCGCUGUUGUCGAUCCUGCUCAGUGGCACCACUAUCAGCCUGGAUGGACACUCGUUGGCGCUGGGCUUAAGACUAAGGAGGAGUUGAAGAUGUCCAUGCCUGAGCUUAUCGAUCCCAAGCUCAAGUUCUACAACGUCAGCGUUGAUGCUCUCACUCCUGAGGACAACACCAUCACUCUUGGAACUGGCGACAAGGUCAACUAUGAGCACCUCGUUGUUGCGCCUGGUAUCAAGAUCAACUACGACAGCAUCAAGGGCCUUCCCGAAGCUCUCGCUGAGCGCAACGGUCCUGUCUCUUCCAUCUACGGCUACGACUUCUGCGAUAAGGUCUUCCCCAACAUCCAGCGCCUCCAGAAGGGUAAUGCCAUCUUCACCCAACCCGCCGGCGUCAUCAAGUGCGCCGGUGCUCCUCAGAAGUCCAUGUGGCUUGCCCUCGACCACUGGAAGCAGACUGGUCUUUAUGACCCCAAGAACCCCUCCGCCUCUCCUAUCAAGAUCACCUUCGCCACCGGUCUUCCCGUCAUGUUUGGUGUUCCCAAGUACAGCGCCGAGCUUGAGAAGAUGCGACAAGAGCGUGGUGUCGAGGGUCUUUUUCAGCAUGACCUUGUUGCCAUUGAGGGCAAUAACGCUGUCUUUGCCCAUGGCCAGGACAAGGUUACCAAGCCGUUUGACUUCCUGCACGUUGUUCCCAAGAUGGGACCUCAUGCUUUCGUCAAGAAGAGCGCUCUCGCCAACGAGGCUGGUUACGUUGACGUCAACGACAACACCCUCCGCCACAACAAAUUCGCCAACGUCUGGUCCGCUGGCGAUGCUUCAAGCCUCCCUACCUCCAAGACCGCUGCCGCUGUCACCUCCGAGGCGCCCGUUCUCGUCAGCAACCUCCUCCGCGCCAUCGAUGGCCAAGAGCCCGAGCCAGCCUAUGAUGGAUACACCUCAUGCCCUCUCCUCACAGAAUACGGCAAGGUGAUGCUCGCCGAGUUUAAGUACGGUGGCGUUCCCAAGGAGACUUUCGGAGAGAUUCUCGGCAUUGACCAAGCCGUUCCCCGCCGAUCAUUCUACCACUUGAAGAAGGACUUCUUCCCCUGGGUUUACAAGAACUACAUGGUCAAGGGAACAUGGGGAGGACCUAAGGGCUGGAUUAAAUAG